This is a messenger RNA of Closterium sp. NIES-65, 918 nucleotides long. NCBI's taxonomy places the organism in Eukaryota, Viridiplantae, Streptophyta, Zygnematophyceae, Desmidiales, Closteriaceae. The record is from the annotation of a GenBank genome assembly.
AUGGGCGCCGUGCAGGCGGACGAGAUUGAAGCGGCUUUCAAGCGGCGCGCCGAUGAUUUCAAGCAGCAGGCCGACACGAUGACGCUCAAGGCCGUGCGGUUGGCGCUGGAGGGCGACAUGGGGCUGGCGGCGGGCGCGCUGAACGCGCACAAGGACCUCGUGCGUGACCUCGUUGACCAGCUGUUUUCUGAUGAAGGGGAUGUUGAUGAGGCACAAGGCGAGAAGGAUGAGAAGGACGACAAAGGGGAAAAAGAAAGAGUUGGUAAGAAGGUGGGCAGUGGGGCGAAGCCGGCAAAGGCAGGCAAGAAGGCUGGCGGGAAGGAUAAACGGCAAGGUCGCAAGGGGAAGGAGGAGGAGGAUGACGAGAAGCAAGGGGAGGAAGAGGAGGAGAAGGAGGAGGAAUCAUCAGCAGCAGCACCGCGCAGUGCAGCAGUGGAGAGGCUAAAGAAGGUGUUCCAGGCAUGUGGGCUCAGGGUGCCACCCAACGUGUACAAGAAGGCGCGGCAGGCAGCAGGCGAGGCAGCGAGCGCAGGGCAGCACGAGGCGGCACUGGUGGGGGAGCUGGAAGCACUGCUGGACCGUGAAGGACUCUCCUCCCACCCAUCGGAGAAAGAGAUCAAGGCAUUCAGGCGACGCAGGGACAAGGCGAAGGAGCUGGAGGGGAUUGAUGUGAGCAACAUUGUGGAUGCACCCCGGGGGCGCCGCUCCUCUCGCCCCACCUCCUUCGCUCCCCCUCAACCCCCGCCCCGACCGCCUUCAAAGCCUAGAAAGGGCGCUGGGGGGAGCGAGGAUGGGGAGGGACAGGAGGAAGAGGAGGAGGGAGACGAAGAGGAUGAGGACGAGGAGGAGGAAGAGGAGGAAGAGGAGGAGAAUGACUCGGAAGACUUUGAGCCGGAGGACGACGACGAAGAUGACUAG